This is a messenger RNA of Coturnix japonica (Japanese quail), 777 nucleotides long. The record is from RefSeq and is a predicted model, not a curated record. Lineage: Eukaryota; Metazoa; Chordata; Aves; Galliformes; Phasianidae.
AUGCCCAUAGUGCGGGAGCACCUAUAUACCCCCAUUUAUCUGCAGGUCAUCACGGACGGGCACAGCCGCUCCUUUGGCUGCAGCUCCUUGGCUGAACGGGACCGUUGGAUCGAGAACCUGCGGCGCACGGUGCAGCCCAACAAGGACAACUGUGAGCGCCUGGAGCUGUCAUUGAGCCUAUGGGUCUAUGAAGCAAGAGACCUCCCACCCCGCCGCCGUCUCCGGUGCCACCUCCAUUUGGACGGGACCCUCUUUGCCCGCACCACAGCCAAAGUGUCCGGUCCCGAUGGCGAGCUCUUCUGGGGCGAGCUCUUCCAGCUGGCGGCCCUGCCUCCCUGCCAUGCCCUCACCUUGUCUCUAUGCCGUGACGAUCAAGGCCACCCCAACCAACCCGUGGCAUCUGUCACCGUCCCUUUGGCUGAGCUGGGGGCUGCCCGGCAGCCCUUGGAGAGGUGGUAUCCAUUGAGUAGCCAUGGGGGCAAUGAACGGGCUCCGGCGCUGCGGGUGCGUGGGAGGUACCGGGAGGUUCGGGUGCUGCCCAUCGUCCGCUAUAAGGAGUUGGCUGAGUUCAUCACCUUCCACUACCGGGAGCUGUGUGCCCGCCUGGAGCCCACCAUCGCUGUGAGGCACAAGGAGGAGCUCGCCGGGGCCUUGGUGCGAGUGCUGCAGAGCACCGGGAAAGCCAAGGUACAGAGGGGGGGUUGCAAUGGUCAUGGUGGUUGGGGUGGGAUGGGUGAUGACCAGGUUGGGGGGGAUGCGGUGGUUGGGUUGGAAUAG